This is a messenger RNA of Impatiens glandulifera, 1044 nucleotides long. RefSeq names its product E3 ubiquitin-protein ligase RFWD3-like. Gene Ontology annotation, molecular function: ubiquitin protein ligase activity. The transcript is spliced from 4 exons. The record is from RefSeq and is a predicted model, not a curated record. Lineage: Eukaryota; Viridiplantae; Streptophyta; Magnoliopsida; Ericales; Balsaminaceae. Bases 1 to 1044 code for a protein of 347 amino acids.
AUGGAUAUGAACGGAAGAAACUCGUCUAACAAUGGUAACUCCAACGGAAGAAACUCUUCUAACCAUGGUAAUGGGUUACCACCGGCGAAUUUGGAGUUGAACGUAGGAUUAGAUUCGCUUGAUCAUCAACAGGUGCCUUUGAGCUUGAUUAACGGACGACCUGCAGUAGGUUUAUCUGCAAGACAUACCAUUAAUGGAAAUCUGCAAGCUCAUCUUAUAAACCAACCCAACUACUUCAUGCGAAACCCAGUUCGCAAUCCCGUCGCCAAUACCCGUGCUCUCAAUCAGAGCUUCACUCAUUUCAGCACGAUGUCUUCACCUCCAUUAAUCCAAACUAGUCCGGCCAUGACUUGGCCGCCGCCGCCGCAGCAGCAGCAGGAGAUAUGUGAAUAUCAAUACCCCAUACCCGAGAGUGAUUUCUUGUCCAUGGGUGGCUUCAGUACCGGUCCCCCAGUCCCCUAUUUCUUGGAAUUGCAGCAGGGACAAAUUUAUAAUCACCAAAUCAUGAAUCAUAACUAUAAUGCUAGAGCUUCAACCGCCGCUACUAUGGGUUAUCUAACCCCUCUGGAUAUUCUCAACAGCCAAUCCAGGCCCAUCCAGAGUACUGCUCCUGCUGCUACAAGACCGUCAUCAUCAAGGCGUAACAGCCGCAAUAAUAAUGCUUCAAAUGUUCAGAUCUAUCAACAAAGAUCAAUCACAACUGGAAGAAGGAGAAGGAACCUGGCUCAAGUGAUUCAGGAUUUGAUCAACAGACAAAAUCAGGAACAAUCGGUAAGUUGGAUUGGAGAAGAAAUUGAUCAUGAAGCUGGAUUGAACGAGGGAGAGAUCAUGAUGAGUGUGGAGAGAUUGAUCCAUUGCCCGUCUUUUGUAAUGAGUGAGCACGAAGGAGAAGCCUGUGCCAUUUGUCAGGAAGAGUUUAAGCAAGGAGAUGAUGAUAUAUGCAAACUACGGUGUAAUCACAUCUACCAUUUUGAGUGCAUUAAGGCCUGGCUAAUGCAAAGGAAUUUCUGCCCAAUCUGUAGGGCACCAGCUAUGUACUUUUAA